CUCUGGGUAUCCUCAAUUUUUCUUUUGUUCCAGCCCAGGAAACAUGAAACUUCAGAAACUGAUCUUAUCUGUCCUUGCACUCGCCUUUAGCACCAUUUCCUUAUUUAUCGGGGUUUUGAUCGGGAAAGGACCGACCCACUACCUUCCGUAUUAUCUUCCAUGCCCAGAUCUCUUUGCUUUGAAACUACAGUACAGAGAGGAGAAUUCGUACCAGCUUUUCCCACAAUUAUUUUAUCCACAGCCAGAGUCUGUGCAACAGACGCGCUCUGAUGUGCUCACCGUGACUCCGUGGUUGGCCCCCAUUGUCUGGGAGGGGACAUUCAGCCCUGAAAUCUUGGACAGCAUCUACAAGCCUUUGAACCUUACCAUUGGACUGACUGCCUUCGCUGUUGGAAAAUACAUACGAUUUGCAAGCCGUUUUUUGGAGUCAGCUGAACAGUACUUCAUGGUGGGAUACCAUGUGAACUACUACAUCUUCACAGACAACCCCAAAGACAUCUCCGUUGUCCGUCUGCAGCCUGGGAGAACCCUCCACAUCAUCCCUAUAAAGAAACGUGCCCACUGGCAAGAAAUCUCCAUGCGCAGGAUGGAGGUCAUAAACAGGCACAUCUCAGAUACAGCCCACCGAGAGGUUGACUAUCUCUUCUGCCUGGACAUUGACACGUUGUUUCAUAACCCGUGGGGCCCAGAGACCUUGGGGGAGAUGGUGGCUGUGAUCCACCCAGGUUACUACAAGGCUUCUCGGAGAGCGUUCCCAUAUGAGAGGAGACCUGCUUCCAUGGCCUACAUCUCUCAGGAAGAAGGAGACUUCUACUAUGGAGGGGCAGCCUUUGGAGGCCUGGUCAAGAAUGUCUACGAGUUCACCAGGGCUUGCCACAUGGCCAUAUUGGCAGACAAGGCCAACAGCAUCGUGGCGGUUUGGCAUGAAGAGAGCCAUCUGAACAGGCACUUCCUUUCCCAGAAGCCUUCAAAGCUCCUCUCACCCGAGUACCUUUGGAACGACAAAGAAUCAAAACCACCUGAACUGAGACUCAUACGGUUAUCGUCAGUGAGCAAGAAUUACAGGGAGGUCAGGGACUGACCCUGGUUGGGUCCAUCUUGGCCUCACUGUGUAUUUCUGGGCAGGGGAGCCCUGGGGGUCAAAUUAUUUGGACCUGCAGAUCCAUUGCAGGGUUCGCAAAACCAGACAGGUCCCCCAACCCCUGCCGAGAGUGCAGGCAGUAGGCUCAGAUCUCACCCAGCCCACAGAACUCACAAAGUAGCUUUGGAUCAAGCCACUGUUGUUUUUCUGCCACCACCCACUUGCAAAACAGGGAUGGUAAUACCCUCCUACCUCAAGGGGCUAUUGUAAGGAUUACUAAAGAAAAUGUCGGUGAAGGAUUUAGAAUGCACAAGAUGCCUAAGUUACAUUUUUUUUAAUGGUGGAAGGGUUGUCUUUGGGAUCAGAGGAGGACAAAGAGCUCAAUCAGCUGGGAAGAUGGGGAACAAAGCUCACCUUGCAAUUUCUGAAACUUUGAAAAACAACCUACUUAGAUAUCAAAGGCUAACUUGUGGUUAUGCGCUCUGCUGUGAGGAAUGGGGAGGCAGCAGGGCUGUUUGGGCAGCGAUGCCAUGGCAAUCUGCACAUGCUU
Molecule: messenger RNA, 1631 nt
Organism: Lacerta agilis (Sand lizard)
Lineage: Eukaryota; Metazoa; Chordata; Lepidosauria; Squamata; Lacertidae
Gene: GBGT1
Product: globoside alpha-1,3-N-acetylgalactosaminyltransferase 1 (FORS blood group)
Exons: 6
Coding region: 44-1081 (345 amino acids)
Biological process (GO): carbohydrate metabolic process
Cellular component (GO): membrane; vesicle; Golgi apparatus
Molecular function (GO): globoside alpha-N-acetylgalactosaminyltransferase activity
Source: RefSeq, a predicted model, not a curated record